GGCGCCCGCUGCGCCAGGUGGUGAAGGUGAGGGGCUUUGUGCGAGCUGGGCACCCCCAGACCCCCCGAGUGCGCUGAGGAGAGGCUUGCCCACCCCUCUGCCCCUCCAGCCCGUCAUCGGUCCGGUUUUACAGCUCAUUUUUCACUCACAAAUCACCCCCCUCUCCCCCCCCCUCCAAGAGGAGCUGUUCUGGUAAACGCAUUUUUCGAGCUGACAUUAUUUUGGCAGCGGGAUUAAAGGGUCGCGUGAGCCCCGUUGGUGAAAAAUGAAGGCUGCUCUCCCCUUGUCUGUCUGGUGAGCUCGGGCCGAUCGCUGUCUUCCUGGAAACGGCUAUCGCUGCGCAUGGGGGCAAGGAUUGGAUGGCUCCGACUUUAUUGCUGCGGUAGUUUACCUAAAGAAAUGAGCACCGAUGGCAUGAAAAGGAUGUUAUUUUCCGGUUCUGUGCUAUCUCACAUUAUCUCCCACUCCUAGUUAAUCUACUAGGAAUGAAACUUCCCGAGUAUGCCACUAUAUAUGGAUGAGAGAGGGUAUCUCUUGUCCUGGAGGCACGACGGCGUAGAGAGAGGGGUCUAUAGGCUGUCAUGUUAACACUAAAUAUCUGAAAUUUUUAUUGCAUACGUUUCCUUUUAAAUUACGAAAGAUUUCAGACUGACCCUGAGAGGCAUUGAUGGCAUACUUUUCUUAGAAUUAAUGAGUUCUUCAUGGAUGCUCACAUACUAUCUUCGUAAACAUAUGGCAGAGCUUUAAAUGGUUGGAGGCAGUAAGCACACAAUGAAUGAGCACCUCCAUGUUGGUAGCCAUGGACAAAUCCAGGUUCAACAGCUGUUUGAAGAUAAUAGUAACAAGAGGACGGUUCUGACAACGCAGCCGAACGGACUUACAACACUAGGCAAAUCUGGAUUGCCAGUGGUUCAGGACAGACAGUCAGAGAGUGCUCACAGACGACAAGGGAGCUCCAGCUCUUUAAAAUCUGCAGAUGGAACAGGGAAGGUGAAAGCCUCUGUUAUGACACCAGAGCAGGCAAUGAAGCAAUACAUGCAAAAAUUAACAGCUUUUGAGCAUCACGAGAUUUUUUGCUACCCUGAAAUAUACUUUUUGGGUCCAAAUGCAAAGAAGCGGCAAGGUGUGAUUGGUGGUCCAAACAAUGGCGGGUACGAUGAUGACCAGGGGUCAUAUGUGCAAGUACCCCACGAUCAUAUUGCGUACAGAUACGAAGUCCUGAAAGUUAUAGGGAAAGGAAGCUUUGGGCAGGUGGUGAAGGCCUACGAUCACAAGAUGCAUCAGCAUGUGGCACUAAAAAUGGUGAGAAACGAAAAGCGUUUCCACCGCCAAGCUGCGGAAGAAAUUAGGAUUCUGGAACACCUCCGGAAACAAGAUAAGGAUAACAACAUGAAUGUUAUUCACAUGUUGGAAAACUUCACAUUCCGCAGCCAUAUCUGCAUGACAUUUGAAUUGCUGAGCAUGAACCUGUACGAAUUAAUAAAGAAAAACAAGUUUCAGGGCUUUAGCCUGCCUUUGGUCCGCAAGUUUGCCCACUCAAUUUUACAGUGCUUGGAUGCUUUGCACAAAAAUAGAAUCAUUCACUGUGACCUUAAACCUGAGAACAUUCUGUUAAAGCAACAGGGUAGAAGUGGUAUUAAAGUGAUCGAUUUUGGCUCAAGUUGUUACGAGCACCAGCGUGUCUACACUUACAUUCAGUCACGUUUUUACCGUGCGCCUGAAGUCAUCCUUGGUGCUCGUUAUGGGAUGCCCAUAGACAUGUGGAGCUUGGGAUGUAUUCUAGCAGAACUUCUCACCGGUUACCCACUUUUGCCUGGAGAAGAUGAAGGAGACCAGCUGGCUUGUAUGAUCGAGCUAUUGGGCAUGCCUUCCCCAAAACUUCUGGAUUCAUCCAAGCGAGCCAAAAACUUUGUGAGCUCUAAGGGUUAUCCCCGCUACUGCACCAUCACAACCUUGUCUGAUGGUUCCGUAAUACUUAACGGUGGACGCUCUCGGAGGGGAAAACUACGCGGCCCGCCAGAGAGCAGAGAAUGGGGUAAUGCAUUAAAGGGAUGUGAUGAUCCCCUCUUCCUUGACUUUUUAAAACAGUGUUUAGAAUGGGAUCCUGCUAUCCGUAUGACACCCAGCCAGGCUUUGCGGCAUCCCUGGCUAAGGAGACGGUUGCCAAAGCCUCCGACUGGGGAGAAAGCCUCGGCGAAGAGAAUUACAGAGAGCACUGGUGCUAUAACAUCGAUUUCCAAGUUACCUCCGACUUCAAGCUCAGCUUCAAAACUGAGGACUAAUUUGGCACAGAUGACAGAUGCCAAUGGGAAUAUUCAGCAAAGAACAGUGUUGCCAAAACUUGUUAGCUGAGUUUGAAAAACCCAAUGCUGUUAAUACAAGAGAUACAAUGUGGCUGAGCCUUAUUUGUAUGAAAAAGUAGCUCAGAUAAUACAUUUUUAUUUGCUCAGUAACUUUAUUCAUUUGUAUCUUUCAGCACUCAUUUUAAAUGUAAGAAAUGUUGAUUUUGUUUUUAUAAAAACACGGGGACAAUGCUUUAAGUUUUUAUACUUAUUUUUUAAAAUGUUUGUCUUCUACAGUACAAUUAGCCUUACUGUAACUAGUGCGACACAGUAAUAAACAUCAGUGGCAGGCCACUGGUUACAACAUGAUUGUCAUGCAUUGCAGCGUGGUGUCAAAGGUAUUAACCUUUCUCUUCCAUGGUUCAUAUUAAGUUUCACCUGGGGUAAAUUCGUAAGGUUCUUCUGGAGUUUACGGGUAUGGGUCUUGAUCCUGCAAACACUAACACCUAUGCCUGACUGGACUCCAGGGAGAAUUCUCAAAGAAAUACAGUUAAGCACCUGCAAACUUGUUAUCUGAAAUGGAGCCAUAGCAUGUUAUAUUGUCAUUUUCUGUAUGGUAGCCCAGAAAAAGUAAUGGUAUCACUUAGUAAAGAUACAGUAACCGCCUGUGGGAUGCUUUCUCUAUUUGACAGUAAUGUUUUUGAUUAAAAUGAUCGUUCAGAUGUAAUGCAAAAAAAAAAAAAGAACUUCUAGGGCUAAAAUAGACUCUCUACUGUACAUGCCAUGUGCUAGAGUGAGAGGAACAGGCCUGAAAGAAUGAAGCUGAAAGUAUGUCUGUUCCUCUAAAUCUGAAAGUAACUGAUGAGUUGCUUCCUAAACCUGAAGUCAGGUAAAGCAAAACAUUCUGGACUUCAUUUCAGGUAUAUAACACUGAGGAUUCACACUGGGUUUCUCUCUGUUUUUUUCUAUUUUCUCUCCUCAUGUGCAGCUUGGCCUCCCUAAAUCACAUAGGCAGAAGUGUUUGUUUUGUCAGUUUUAUACUGUAACUUCCAGACUGUUAAUGCUACAUGAAUUUCACAGGUUGUUUUUAUUUCUUCUGACAACGUUUGUCUGAGCGAUUGUGACCUCUCUGGUACAUUUACACUUAGAUCAAAUCUGUAUGUAGGGGCAAACACUACGUUACUGUGUGGUUUUCUGUAGACAAGUACCUUUCUUUAGAGAGCUUAGGUGUAGAUGCAAAGAUCUGCUUUGGAAAGCUUUUCAGUUGGCUGGCACCAUCUUAGAUACUCACUAAUACAGGAGAAAUAUCAAAGAAAAGGUAAAUGACUGGAAUUUGGCGUUUGUAGCUGAAAAUGAUUUUGAAGGAACAGUUAGAGAUAUGUAUAGAUUUGUUCAUGUAUGUGUGUGCUGAUGUUUGGUUUUUCUCUUUUACUUUUAGUUAUAUUCAUGGAAGAAAGAUGGUCUUUACUGAGGAAUAAUAUCUAGACCUAUGUGAGAAAUAUUGACACAUUGUAGCAUGUUUUCAACAGGAACAGUUUGAAAUCUAAGACCAGUAUCUCAUCACAUGCAAUGACUGUGGCCUACAUUAGAUGUAUAAAACAGCAUAUGAAAAGGGAAUUUUAGAGAAAGUAGAAUAUAAUCUAGAAGGGUUUAUGGAUGUUAGGAUGAGAGAGACUAGAAUGGAUUGCAUAAAACCUCAAUAACUUUACUAUAGGCAACCUUUAUAUGCACAGAUCUUACUAAGUUACGUGUACAAAUUAAGAAAAACACUUAAAGCAUGGUCCCCUGAGAGGCCAAGAAAGUUUCCGGUUAAGUUGUUCUUCAUGUUCAUUAAGAUUUACCACUUACAGCCUAAUUUUGUUUGUUUGUUUGUUUUGGUUUGUUUUUAAUUUAAUGUAAGACUGGGGGAGGGAUAGAAGUAUGAAACGACAGAAUUCUCAGGAAACAUAUCACUCAACUUCUUGCCAAAAAGUCAACACCUAAAGAAGCUCCAAAAAUAAUUUCUGAGUAGAGGAUGGUAUUCAUUGAUUGAUAACUGUAAAAAUUAGAGCAUCAAUCAACCAUCUUUAUUACUUUUUUAUAAAAAAAUAUCAUUUCCUGCCUCUAGUCAAAGUAAAUUAUUUAGUGUUUAAAUGUUCACAACUUUAUACAAGGUGUGUAAGUGCAAUAUGUAAACAUGUGUGAAAUCAUGUUAAAAAUGAAAUAUAGUAAUACAGCUAAGAAAAGUGGCUUUUGGAAUAUGAAUAUCCAGUAAGUUAUGGUCAGUAAAUUCUAAGUCUGGAAAAGAGAUAUAUUAAUUUUCCUAUAAAAUUAGCUGACUCCCAUGACUGUGGGAAUACAGUACCAUGUAUUUUUUUACAGUAACUGGGAUUCUUUACUUCCUCCACCAACUACUUGGCUUUACCACUCCUUUCUACCUUAGCUCUUUCCGCAAAAGUUAAGAAAUGGGGUUACUUACGUGAGGGGUGGAAAAAGAAUCGCCUCCCCCGUAGUAUAUUUUAAAGAUAACCUUGAUACGUGUUCCUGCCUGUCAUGACAAUUGAAGAUGAAAACAUUCAUAAGGUUCAUGAGUCAUUAAUGGGCUAAAACCACUAAAUUUUCUUUUACAUGUAACCAGUUCUUAAUGCCAAUAACGCAUUUAUGACCAACCUUCUUCAUAAAUGCUACCGGAAACUUUAAGGCCAAAAUAUAGUGUGCAGAGCUAUUUUUUUAACCCAGAUAUAGUGGAACUUCCUCUAUACUAAAGAAGCAGCUACAUCAAGGUUUCUAAGUUUUGUGGCUGCUUUUUAUUGUAGCUUAUUUAUACGUGUAAAAAAGGAGGGGGGCGGGGGGGAGAAGACGUUGCCUCUUGCUUUGGUGUGAUUUUAUUAUAAGGGCUCUGAUAAUUAGGCUGAUAGAAGUUGGCUUGGAAACAGUGCUUAGUCUCACAUGUUACCAUUGUCUGGAGAUGUCUGAGCUAUUUUCAGAUUUAGUAAUAGCACAGUGUUGUCUUGUCUUUGGUUGCAGUCUCACUUGGCUCAGUUUCUUGCACCACUGGAGUGUUCAUUACCACUGAAGUGUAUUGGAACAACAGAGUGAUGCAAGAUGUGUAGAUUAACAAUAGAGGAUGGAUUGUGCCCUUGGUGUUAACAAUGUGCCUUUUGUUACCAAUGCCAUGUUGUAGGGCAUGCAUCUUGGCCUCUUUAACCCUUUGAAUACUGGAUCGUAGGGAUGAAAUCUAUUUUUAAACGCCGUACCUGUUUUAAAACAUCCUGUAGAUUAUCGAGGCCUUAACAGAAACAAUAAGGCAAUCACACUGCUGGGGUGGAAAGGACACUCUGUUCUUGUAGGACGUCUCACUAAGGGGUUAAAGACGGCCCUUCCUCAUUGGUUGUACUUCAACAUCAAAUUGAUUUUUUUUUUUAAACGAAUUUUUGUUACGGUAAUACUAGACAGAAAUCAACUGUAUUUGUAAAAAUUUACCUCAGACUCUUUAGUUUUAUAGUGUGAUUUAAUCCCAGGGCAUUUGGUAUGAACCAAAGUGCAUUCCUUUUAUAUGUGCCUGGCUCUUAUAAAGGUGGCCAGGGAUUUUUACAAUUUGGGUGCAAGGCACUUAAGCCACUUUUAACUUGGUGGGUGGUUUGAAGUUAUAAAUGACUUCAUGAGAACGUUGGAAACACUUUAGACACAAGUAGCAUUGGGCAAUAUUAGAAUCUUUAGGAAAGGUGUGCAUUAUUUAAUGCUCUCCAUAUUUUUAGUAUUUUUUUCCAUCGAUAUUUGUGAUAAGCACCAAACACUUUCUCUUUUUCCGGUUGGUAAAGAUUAGAAUAUUGCCCAGUUUAACGCUACGGUAGCAUUUAAAUAAAACAAAAACAUUUGUGAAUUAUUGUUUUGAGGGGCUUGUACAUCUCUGCUACAAAUUGUAAUUACUCAGUUCGACUGCUCUACAAUGACGUCUAAGCAGUAGCUUGGGGUUUUAUUGGGCAACGACUUAGACACGUGACUGUAAUAUGCUGCAACUGUGUGUACUGAAAACAUGUGAAAAACGAUUGAAUGUGGACUGUGUAUAUAUGUAUGUAUACUUUUCUGUGAGAUGCUGCUGUUGCCACUUAACAUUAAAGAUGUUGUAGUGGGGUUUUAAUCCUAGUGGCCAGUUUUAUGAUACUGUAUGUAUUGUACAGCUGAUGACAGGAGUUAAGACUGUUCUAGUGAAUAUUUGUUACAUUUUAUUGUUGUGGCCAGAGAUCAUUUCAGAAUAAAAUUUUAUGUCCUACUUUA
Messenger RNA from Cygnus olor (mute swan), 6539 nucleotides. It is a transcript of the gene DYRK2, whose product is annotated as dual specificity tyrosine phosphorylation regulated kinase 2. Bases 748 to 2352 code for a protein of 534 amino acids. The transcript is spliced from 2 exons. Gene Ontology annotation, biological process: peptidyl-threonine phosphorylation; peptidyl-serine phosphorylation. The record is from RefSeq and is a predicted model, not a curated record. Gene Ontology annotation, molecular function: ATP binding; protein serine/threonine/tyrosine kinase activity; protein serine/threonine kinase activity. Gene Ontology annotation, cellular component: nucleus. Lineage: Eukaryota; Metazoa; Chordata; Aves; Anseriformes; Anatidae.